AUGAAGGAUAUUGUAAUACGUUGUUUGUGGUACUGGAAUCCUAAGUUUGCUUUUUCUCGAGGACUUUGGCCUUUGAAUGAUGACAAAGAUGUAUUAAGGUUCAUGGAAGAUAUUAGAGGAUAUAAAUUGAUUGACAUUUAUGUUGAACACAAAGUCGAAGAAGUUAAUAUUGAGGAUGUUAGGUUUAAUGAUGCAACUGAUGAAGAAGUAAAUGUUGAAGAUGCAAAUGGUGAAGAUGAAAAUGUUGAAGAAGCAAAUGGUGAAGAUGAAAAUGUUGAAGAAGCAAAUGGUAAAGAUGAAAAUGUUGAAGAAGCAAAUGGUGAAGAUGAAAAUGUUGAAGAAGCAAACGGUGAAGAUGAAAAUGUUGAAGGUGUCAAUAGUGAAGAUAGUGAAACAGAUCCUGAUUAUAACAUGAGUAAUGAGGAGUACGAGGGUGAUGAGGAUGAUGAGGAUGAUGAGGGAAGUGAGGAUGAUGAGUUGAACUUAGGUCAUGAUAUUGGUGUUGAUUAG
This is a messenger RNA of Vicia villosa (hairy vetch), 510 nucleotides long. Its product is annotated as DNA polymerase II subunit B4-like. NCBI's taxonomy places the organism in Eukaryota, Viridiplantae, Streptophyta, Magnoliopsida, Fabales, Fabaceae. The transcript has a single exon. Bases 1 to 510 code for a protein of 169 amino acids. The record is from RefSeq and is a predicted model, not a curated record.